AUGGUUGUCAAACAGCCCACCAGUACCCCCAAACAAUAUAAAUCAGACAUUAUCAUGUCUUCCCGGACCUCCCAAGUCCCUUUCGAGCUCCCCACGCCUCCUGCCCCCAUACUCGCCCCCAAGCGCAUCGAUGAACCAGACCACAACCCCCCUCCCCAGCUGGACAGCUCUAUCUCUACCACCGCUCCAGGCUCUCCCACACCCGCCGGCGUCAAUAGCACGACUGCAAACAUGGAUCUCACCCGCUUUACCUUUAGUGCCAAGGUCUACCGUCUCAGCUUCCUUGAUCAGUCAAACGACGUGCUGGCUAUCUCUACUUCUACUCCGAAAGCAGGGAAGAUUGGAGACAUGUUUAAGCGGAAGCGGGGAGUGAUUAUCACGAGGACGCUGAAGAUGUUGGAAGGUGGAGAAAGAGCUGAGGUUUUGACGGAGAAAGAGAAGGAUGAGCUGUGGGUCAAGAUUGUUGGGAGUGAGAUGGAGGCUCGAUUGUUAUGCCGUGGAGACGACGAUUCGGAUGUCAAGGUGGAGGAUGUCCAGAUGGAGGUGACGGAAGUUGAAGACGAGAAGAACGAGGGCGACGAGAAUAAGGGGGAUGCCGGUGACAUCGAUGACAAGUCCGUUGUGCACCGCGAGGCAGUCGCCAUGAAAGAAAAGUCUCUGUGCUCCGAAUACUCUGAAGAAGAGGGGGAUCGCCAAGAGAUAUCCAUGCUCCGUGACAUCCCAUCUCCUUCCCGUCUGGUCGCGCAGGAAGCUUCGACUGAUACAGCAGCCAUUCAUCUCAAGCCUGUAAGCAGAGUCGACAGUGAUCAAUUCUUCACUCCAGGCGGCUACUCGCUUCCAACCUCACACUCGGCCUCAUUGUUGAACGAAUACCCCAGCAUUUCUGAAAAGCCCUCGACUAUUGGAGCAUGCUCUGCUACAGACGACUACUUUAGCAUCAGAGUCGCCGAACGCCGGCAGAUCAAUAGCCCCUUGCGAAUGGAAUCAAACUACCAGCCGUACUCUCCUCAGUUGGACGACGUAGAAAGCCAGCACCCACCUCCUAGGAAGGAGUCUGCCUCCAAGCUUCCGAUGAUGCUCUUUUGGUUCGGCUUCCUUCUCCCUCUCGCUUGGAUUGUGGGAGGCUGGUUCUGCUCUGAGGCUCGCAUAUCUCGGACCACAAAGUCUCUCGAAUCUACCUCGAACGACCGUGUCUCAAGCAAAGCCACAGCUCCUGUCAGUGCUCCCAGCCCCCUCCAGUCUCCUCCCCACCAUCCCACGACCAUCUCCAAUCCUCGCUCGCCCCAGAGCGCCUUGCACGCUCUUCCACCUUCUCCCCCAGCUACUGUCCGAUCCGUCCCAGUGGCUGACUCUACCGCCAGCAGCAAGAGUACCUACAAGGUUCGAUGGCUGGGGCACCAGGAUAAGUGGGUGUUUGCGUGUAGGAAGGCGGUGUUUGUGUUUAUGUUUGUUGCUUUUGUUACGGGGGUUGUUGUACCGAUGGCUCUGAGGGCGGGUCACUGA
Molecule: messenger RNA, 1503 nt
Organism: Cryptococcus amylolentus CBS 6039
Lineage: Eukaryota; Fungi; Basidiomycota; Tremellomycetes; Tremellales; Cryptococcaceae
Exons: 3
Coding region: 1-1503 (500 amino acids)
Source: RefSeq, a predicted model, not a curated record